AUGGCUUCACGUAUCAAUAGACCAAAGACUCGGCGUGGUAAGCGACAUUUAGAAGAACGAGCGCCGAAGGUGAUUGAAAAUGAUAAAACAGCUUUGAUAAUCAAGGGUGGGAAAACGAGCGAACUAGUUUCAAAUGUAUUAGCUGAUAUUUAUGCGCUCAAAAAGCCAUUUGCUCAGCAGCUAAAAAGGCGGAAUCCAUUUCAUUUGUUUGAAGAUGAAGUACCACUGGAGCAAUUUUCAACAAAAUACGACGCAUCCUUAUUCGUUUUUGGGUCAAAUUCAAAGAAGCAUCCUGACUGUUUGAUUUUUGGAAGACUAUAUGACUUUCACAUACUGGAUAUGGUGGAGCUACGGAUAGAAAAUUACGUCUCCUCCAAAGAGUUUUCGGCACCUAGAGUAGUUUUGGGGGCAAAGCCUUGUAUAGUUUUGCAAGGUACAGCUUUUGAAAGCGAUACUACGAUGAAAAGAUUAGGCAACUUAAUGGUGGACUGGUUCAGAGGUCCGGUUGUGGAAAACAUCGCUUUGCAAGGCCUUGAACUUGUCGUAUCGUUAACAAGUGUAGGAGAUCAUCUACUUUUCAGAGUUUACCGGACUUGUCUGAAAAGAUCAGCUAGUACUUUUCCACGAGUGGAACUUUUAGAGAUUGGACCAAGGAUUGAUUUCACCCUCCAGCGGACAAAACUUGCUAGUGAUUCACUUUUUAAACUAGCUCUGAAGCAACCCAAAGAAAUUAAGGCUAAGAAGGCUAAAAACACUUCAAUGGACAUCUUUGGAACUAAGCUUGGUCGGAUACACGUUGGCAGGCAGGAUUUGAACUCUUUACAAACAAGGAAAAUGAAAGCUUUAAAGAAAAGUCCUAACAAGAGUGCAAGUCAACCUGAAGACCGAUAG
Molecule: messenger RNA, 891 nt
Organism: Enterobius vermicularis (human pinworm)
Lineage: Eukaryota; Metazoa; Nematoda; Chromadorea; Rhabditida; Oxyuridae
Source: the annotation of a GenBank genome assembly